Coccomyxa subellipsoidea C-169 is the source of this 1884-nucleotide messenger RNA. RefSeq names its product cytochrome P450. The transcript has 12 exons. The coding region runs from base 1 to 1884 and encodes 627 amino acids. The record is from RefSeq and is a predicted model, not a curated record. Gene Ontology annotation, molecular function: heme binding; oxidoreductase activity, acting on paired donors, with incorporation or reduction of molecular oxygen; monooxygenase activity. Lineage: Eukaryota; Viridiplantae; Chlorophyta; Trebouxiophyceae; Coccomyxaceae.
AUGCCUGGGCCCCCUCUGUGGCCAGUGCUUGGCAACAUGCCUCAGACUCUAGCCUUCUUGAAGCAGGAGGCCCACGCACACCACGUGAUCUGGACACAGUUUGCCAACAAGUAUGGAGGCAUCUACAGGCUUGAGAUCCCAGGUCACCGCUUUGUGGUCGUCAGUGAUCCUGCCGUCCUGCCUGCAAUCAUAGGCCGGCCGGGCCUGCCCAAAUGGGCAGCCUACCAGAACGUUGUGCCGCUGGUGGCCAGAAGCAAGGUGGAGACGCUGUUCACGACCCCCCACUCCAGCGACCCCAUGUGGAAGGCUGUCAGAAAGGCGCUGAAUCCCGCCUUCUCCGCAGCUGCCAUUAGGGGCAAGUUUGGGCUGGUGGUGGAGAAGUGCCUGGCGCUGUGCGAGUGGCUGGAGCAGAGGGGCCCUGGCGCUGACGUGGAGGCUCAGGACGUGAUGGCACGCCUCACGCUGGACGUCGUGCUGAUGGCCGGCUUUGGCAUCGCGUCAAACACCCUUGCCGACCCCCGGCCGGUGCCCCUGCUCACUGAGCUGCACUACGCCAUGGACGAAUCCUUCAGGCGCGUCCCCUGGCACCAUGGCAUUGCUCCUGCUUCGCUGCAGACAUUUAGCGAGCCGGUGAGGGCAGUGCUGCUUAAGCUGCUCCCCUUCCUGCCGGCUGCAAAACAGCGCGAGGCCCACUUUGCGCGCCUGUAUGGCAUUUGGGAGGGCUGGGUGGAGGAGAUGCAAGCCAGGGGGUCUGUGGCAGAGGCAGACGACAGCAUGUGGGCAUGCCUCGCCCGUGUGCGCGAUCCCAGCACAGGAAAGCCGAUGGAAGGGGACAAGCUGCAGGCGGAGGUGGCCAGCCUCAUAGUCGGCGGCCUGGACACCACUGCCCAAACGGCGCUGCUGGCGGUUCAUCCUGAGGCCCAGAAGGCUGUGGCUGCAGAGCUCCAUUCUGCCAGCUUACUGUCCACUGCGACAAAGAGAUUGCCCAACGUACUGACACACUCCGACCUGAGCCGCUUGCCCUACUUGGACGCGGUGAUCCGGGAGAGCAUGCGCAUAUUCCCGGUGUCAGCUUCAGGCCUGGGUCGAUACACGAACGAGCCCACUGUCCUGGGCGGAUACCUCGUUCCUGCUGGGACAGAUGUCCAGGCUGCAGUGUUGCAGAUCAACUACUAUGCAAUGCAAAAUGUGGAGGCCACCUUCCCGCAGCCGGAGCGUUUCAUGCCGGAGCGCUGGCUGGGGCGUCCCAGGGCGGCGGCGGGGGCAUCUUCGGGGGAUGCAAGCGCCGACGGCUCCGUGGAAACGGACCCCCUCGCGCGCGCAUUCCUGCCCUACAGUGCUGGGCCGCGCAGCUGCAUCGGGCAGCCCCUCGCACAGAUGGAGGUGCCCACUAUCCUGGCAAUGGUGCUGGGGAGAUUUGAGGUGGAGUUGGCUGAUCAGAUGGGUGGAUACAAGGGCCUGCUGGCACGUCAGAUUAACGCCUUCACCCUCUCGCUGAAGGCUUCUCCUGACAAUGGAGGCAUGGCAGAGGCUUCAGCUGCUUCGCAUCAGGAGGUGACAUUGAAGCAGUUGGCGGGUGUACAAUGGAACAGCGCAUCUGGCAACCCCCCUGCCUAUCCAGAGAGCACCGAGCAGGCCCACGCUCGAUACACAGCCGCCCUGGAGGCGAUUGCAGACAGGCAUGCGGGGCAGAAUGUGCUGGUAGUGACCCACGGCGAGGCUGUCAGGCGCUCUGUGGCGCGCCUGCUGCCUUGGGCCAUGGUGUAUGAAGUGCGGCACUGCGGCUUCACUGCAACUUGGCGAGGGAAGGAUGCUGACGGUGACUGGGAUGCCUGGGACCUGGAAGAUCAGGGUGCUGACAGGGGUGUCUCUUGGAUUACAUGA